This is a messenger RNA of Coturnix japonica (Japanese quail), 4631 nucleotides long. It is a transcript of the gene ILDR1, whose product is annotated as immunoglobulin like domain containing receptor 1. Gene Ontology annotation, cellular component: plasma membrane. Gene Ontology annotation, molecular function: high-density lipoprotein particle receptor activity. The record is from RefSeq and is a predicted model, not a curated record. Lineage: Eukaryota; Metazoa; Chordata; Aves; Galliformes; Phasianidae.
GCUACCUUCCAGCCGUGAGGUGGCUGCCCUGGCACUCAGGCUUAGGCAAGCAUGCAGGAAGGGCGGCUGCCAGCCAGCACAACCUGUGCGUGUUUACAUGUCUACCAAUAAACAUUCAUCUUGGAGCACGUUCUGAAGUUGCGGCAGGGCAUAAGUGCGGAGGAGGAAGGUGUACCUGCCCACAGCAGAGGCCUCCGCCAGGGGCCCGGGAAAGGAGAAAGGGAGUGAGGGGAGGGGACAGCCGCGGGCGGCAGCGCCCGUAGCUGGGACAGGUGCCACGGGAAGGGGAGGGCCUGUGGGAGCGGCGGGGUGGCCUGCCGCCACGGCCCCCGGCGGGAGGAGGAGGCCGCGCCAUGGCUCGGUGCGGGAGCUGCGAGCGGGCGCUGCUGCUGGCAUGGCUACUGCUGGCCUGCAUGUCGGCCGGUUGCCUCUCCUUGCUGGUGACAGUUCAGGAUACUGAGCGUUACACCACCUUAUUUGCCAGUAUUACCCUCAAGUGUGACUACAGCACUUCAGCCCAGCUGCAGGAUGUAGUGGUGACCUGGCGCUUCAAAUCCUUCUGCAAGGACCCCAUCUUUGAUUACUACUCAGUCUCGUACCAAGCCAGCUUAGCUCUCGGCCAGGACCCGUCUGAUGACUGCAAUGAUGUCCAACGAAAAGUGCGCAUUGUCAUCCAGAAAUAUGGGCAGAAUGAGCCUGUGCUGGGUGUUGACUACCGGCAACGGAAGAUCACCAUCCAGAACCGGGCAGACCUUGUUAUCAGUGAGGUCAUGUGGUGGGACCAUGGCGUAUACUACUGUACUGUGGAAGCACCAGGAGAUACCUCAGGAGAUCCAGACAAGGAAGUUAAGCUAAUUGUUUUACACUGGCUCACAGUACUCCUCAUCAUCCUCGGUGGCCUCCUCCUCCUCCUGCUGAUUGGAAUAUGCUGGUGCCAGUGCUGUCCCCAGCAUUGCUGCUGCCACAUCCGGUGUGUCUGCUGCCCAACCCGGUGCUGCUGUAAUGAGAAAGUACUGGAACGGCAUCGGUUCAUGAAGCGGGCUCAGGCAUUUGCACCUUGGAUGUUACCUAAUAUGUUCUAUGGAGGUGCUGAUAGGAAUUCACAACUUUCCUCUUACCAGCUGAACCCUCUACUGCAACAAGAUGUGUCUCUGCAGAACAGUCUUCCAUUGGUGCAGCCACAAGCUCGACUUUCCCCUAACAAGGGUGUUUUGGACUAUCUGGAAUCUGAAAUCCAAAACCUUAACCCGUCACAGCCCCGGCCACCCUCCAACCAGCGGCAGGCAGUGCAGCCCAGCUUACUGUCCUCCCUGGGCAGUGACAUCAUGCAGCAUGGUGCAAAUGGCCUUCCUCCUCUCACUGGUCACGUCUCUUCCUCCCAUGGGAGCAGCAGCUCCUCACGUCUACAGAGAACUACCCACAGCCCCAGAACUUGGGACUCCUUAGCAGAGAACAGGAGGGAGGAUCGGAGGUGGCCCUUGCCUUCCAGUGAAGAUUCUCGUUCCAGCUACAGUCGGGAGCCCCGGGACAGGCAGCGAGAGGACUAUCCUCCAAGGCAGAGGCCAGGCGGCUAUGAUAGCAGGCCCCAACACCCCAGGCGGGAUGUGUCGCCCACCCGCCAGACUGAGAGAGGAAAAAGCAGCAGCAGCAGCUGCAGUUUCUACUCAGAGGAGGCCAAGGAGCACUCCAACCACCAUCGUGGCCGGAGACAGCAGCCUGCAGUGAGGCGAGAGUACCAGCAGCACACCAGGAGCAGCAAUAACUCAAGGCACCGGCGGCACAGCUACUCUCCCCCUUCUCAACGGGGAUCAUGGAGCUCCUCAGAAGAACAAAUCCGUCUCCCAGCAACAAACCGCAGGAGGCACAACCGGUCUCGGGAAUGGCCAGAAGAUAAACCUCCCAGUUAUCGCUCACUAGAAAUCAUCCCAGAUCGUGACAGCAAGCAAAGAGAGGGUGCAGGGCCACGCUCGGACAGAGGAAGUUCCUAUAGUGCAAGAAGCAUCGUCAUUUAAUGCCAUUACUGAAAGAAGGAAGAUUCACACUGGACUCUUUUUAGCUUUUUUAACUGUAUAGUUGGGAUGACUGCUUUUGAUUGAACCAGCAAAAGAAAACCAAACAGAAGAUGAAACUACUUUUGAAGAAGAUAUGUCUGGUGGAUGUAGAAGCAAUAUAUAGCCCAUAUUUGUUCCUACUUUGAUUUGGAAACUUGGAUUUGUGGGCUGAAAACAUGCUAUUUGAUACAGCAGAUUUUUUUUAAUAAACGGUAUAUUCCCAGAGACAUCAGUUGCCUGACACUACAAAGAGGACAGUAUGUAGAAUCCCGAUCCUUUGCACACCAGUUACUGGAGAAGGGCUCUGAUAAUCACAGAGAUGUGCAGUCACGGGACAGUAGAGUAAUUUAGGUUGGAAGAUACCUCUGGAGCUCCUCUGACACAGUCCUCUCACAAUUUGCUGUAGAGAGGCAUGGCAUCUCCUUUCUGAGGCUCUCUAUUGUACUUCAGAAUUAUUUGAUGCUUGCUGCUUCUGCCCGGCUGUUCAGUGUAGUGUGGGCAGUUGCUCCCUUUUACAUCUCUCUCCCAAACAGCAGAAUUCCAGUGUUAGAAGGGUUUACAAGCAAUCUGCACAUUGCCAGCUUAUCUGCCCUGUACUGACUGAAACAUCCUGCUCUACAUUAAGCUUAGUCUGUAGUACCUAAAAAGAUGCUUGUUCUAGCCUUUAACACAGACUUGAAUUUAUUUGUAAACAUAAUGAGUUAAAUUUACCAAAGCCUGGUCAUCCCCACAGUAACUGAGCAUGGUAUGACUGCUGUCUCUCAUACCAUAUACCAGAACUUCUUUUGACUUCAGGAGGUGUAACUUUGAUUGAUGUAUGUUUCCUGGGCCAUAUACUCAUGUUCUCCCUUUGCUCUCUCUUCCAUGUACUAUAUACAUGGUGUGGGAUAAAGGGCUGUAAAAAGGCCUAGCAAUUUUUACUAUUGUCCUCUUGAUCUUCACUCUGACACACAUGAGUUCUGAAUACGUGGUAUAUCUGAUCUAUCUAGAUGGCAGGGUUUUCUCAUCUCUUACCUUGCAACUUGAAUGCAGAAUUUCUAGAAUGCCAUGACACUGCCUGCAAAGGAGAAAAACUUGCCAUUUUUCCUUGAUGUGAUUCAUCCAUUCACUGCUGUCAUUUAAAAUGUACUGGAAAACUUGAUGUUCUCUGGGUGCUAUAGUUACAUGCUGGAUACAUCCACAGGAAACUGGCUUACCAAUGACAUUCUUGGAUUCAUGAAGCUCAAUCAUUGCCCAGAAAGGCAAAGGCUGGUGACUGUCCCCUUCUACUCUACCUUCAUGAGGCCCCAGCUGGAGUACUGCAUCCAAAUCUGGGGCCCCCAGCACAGGAAAGAUGUGAAGCUUUUGGAGAGGGUCCAGAGGAGGGCCAUGAAGAUGAUCCAGGGGCUGGAGCACCUCUCCUGUGAAGAUAGGUUGAAGGAAUUGGGCAUGUUCAGCCUGGAAAAGAGAAGGCUGCGGGGAGACCUAAUUACGGCCUUCCAGUAUUUAAAAGGAGUUCAUAAACGUGAGGGAAAUAAACUUUUUACACAGCUUUACACACUUUUUAGAUAGUGAUAGUACAAGGGGGAAUGAUUUUAAACUAAAAGAGGAUAGAUUUAGGUUAGAUAUGAAGAGGGUGUUUUUUAUUGAGAGAGAGAUAAGGUGCUGGAACAGGUUGCCCAAGAGAGGAGGCCCCAUCCCUGGAGGUGUUUAAGAACAGGCUGGGUAGGACUCUGGGCAACCUGAUCUACUACUUGAUCUAGCAGCUGGCAAUCCUGUCUGUGGCAGAGGGGCUGGAAUUUGAUGAUCCUUGAGUUCCCUUCCAACCCAAGCCGUUCUAUGAUUCUACAAUUCAUGCUAACUGCAGAGGUUGCCCUUUUUGCUCUAAAUCACAUGAAGGAGCUCUCCAUCUUUAUUACCAUGGUUCCCAUAACUGAGUCAGGAUGACUACCAUAGAUUGUGCGAAUUUGUGCAUGUUGUGCUGUGUGAAGUCUGAAGAGUUUUAUCCUUAUCACGUUUGAGCUCUUCAGUCACUUGGUUCAUAUAUAUAGAAACAUUAAACAUCACACUUCAGGGAAAAGUGAUUAUAUCUCAGUCUUAAUUCUGUGACUUAAAAUUGCAGACAGAAGUAGAUUAAGUUAUUCAGCAGGGAAACAGAAAUGGCAACAGCUUUGGUAAGGUCUGGUCCACAAACCACUGUGGUUCCUAAAGCACUGAUCAGUGGUCUGUGGAAUAGCUAAAAAGGAAAUAUAUACAUGUGCUUUGUAACUGCAAGCAGACAGGAAAGUAGGAAGAAAGUAGGCUACACUUUGAAUGCUUAUUUCUGUUUUUAAUUGGCUAUAAGUGAAAGCCUUUGCAAUGGCACUGCUCAAUACCAUGUAGACUUUGUUUAACAGUGAAAUUGCAAGGCUUUUGACUUUUUAAGAGGGAUUGAAUUUAGCAGCUGAAAGGCUACACAGUGAAAGAACAGUAGGAAAUAGUUGAGCUUCAUUCUUUCUAGGUUGUAAUUUACCCAUCUUUAAUCUUUUAGCCAUUCCAAAGUGCUGAUGUUUGUGUGUCACCCAUUUGCGAUGAAAGAAAUAAAUACGAUCUCAUUUGUUA